Candidula unifasciata is the source of this 222-nucleotide messenger RNA. The record is from the annotation of a GenBank genome assembly. Lineage: Eukaryota; Metazoa; Mollusca; Gastropoda; Stylommatophora; Geomitridae.
AUGUAAGUACAGAGGAGUCUCUCCCCCUACCAACAGGUCAAAGGACGAUUUUGAUGCAGGUCAUAUUUAUCAUGUUGCUGCAGAUUUUUCAGUCAUCAGGUAUUUCUUUGGCACGUUCCUGGAAUAUCAACUGUACAGGAAAGCCUGCUGGAACAAGGGCCUCAAGGGGCCGUUAUACAUGUGUGACAUAUCAGGCAGUCUAGUCGUUGGGGACGGAUUCCG